Molecule: messenger RNA, 11514 nt
Organism: Mercenaria mercenaria
Lineage: Eukaryota; Metazoa; Mollusca; Bivalvia; Venerida; Veneridae
Product: acetyl-CoA carboxylase-like
Exons: 50
Coding region: 87-7208 (2373 amino acids)
Biological process (GO): fatty acid biosynthetic process
Molecular function (GO): metal ion binding; acetyl-CoA carboxylase activity; ATP binding
Source: RefSeq, a predicted model, not a curated record
GUACAUGCGCAGAGGAAUAAAACAGUGGUAAAGAAGCUGCAAGAAAGUUAUAUUCUGCGGUUUGGAAUUUCAGUUGGCAAAAGGAAAUGGCAUUUCGCAAUGGAUGUUUCUUUAUGACAGAUUUUCAUGAGGAGAUGGCAGGGAAAAAAGAUGUGAAGUUUGUUCUUGGUGAUGAUGAAGCUAUACCAGAAGAGGGGGAGUAUAGGAAGGGAAGCACAACCUCCCCUGGAGCCAGCCCACCUAUUCCUGUACCUAGCAGUAAAACAGCACCCAUCUCGAUCAGUGUUACAUCACCAACCAGAAAUGUUCAACUACAGCCCGGAGCAGAGUUGUCCAUGAGUCCCCGAACAAUGCUGAGGAAUAUGUCAGGACACAGGCAUUCAAUGUCUGGAAGUUUCGACAUACGAGGGAAGCGGCAGUCAAUACCUAAAGAAUUCUGUGUUGCCACGCCAGAGGAAUUGGUACAGACCUAUGGGGGUAGCAAGGGAACUGUUAUAAAAAAGGUUUUGAUAGCAAACAAUGGUAUAGCUGCUGUAAAAUGUAUCAGAUCUGUGCGAAGAUGGUCGUACGAAAUGUUUCGUUCGGAGAGGGCCAUCAGAUUUGUUGUCAUGGUUACACCAGAAGAUCUCAAAGCAAAUGCAGAAUAUAUCAGGAUGGCAGACCAAUAUGUACCAGUACCAGGAGGGACCAACAACAACAACUAUGCCAAUGUAGAACUUAUUCUUGAUAUUGCUAAAAGGACCCAAGUACAGGCUGUUUGGGCCGGAUGGGGUCAUGCCUCAGAGAACCCUAAACUUCCUGAACUUCUUCACAAGAAUGGAAUUGUUUUCAUAGGCCCACCAGAAGGGGCUAUGUGGGCUCUUGGAGACAAAAUUGCCUCCUCCAUACUUGCCCAGACUGCUGGGGUUCCUACACUACCAUGGAGCGGUUCUGGUCUUAAGAUUCAGUGGUCCGAGGGUGAACAAAGUAAGGGCAAGCAUUUCACUGUCCCACAGGAUUUAUACAAGAAAGGUUGUGUACAUGAUGUGGAUGCUGGUAUUAAGGUGGCGGCUGAGAUUGGUUAUCCUGUGAUGAUCAAAGCUUCUGAGGGCGGUGGUGGAAAGGGUAUCAGAAAAGCUACAAAUGCGGCUGAUUUUCCCAAUCUCUUCAGACAGGUUCAGACAGAGGUGCCUGGUUCCCCUGUUUUUGUGAUGAAGAUGGCGCAAGCGGCACGUCACCUGGAGGUUCAACUGAUAGCAGACUGUUACGGUAACGCAAUCUCUCUGUUUGGACGUGAUUGUUCCAUACAGAGACGUCAUCAGAAGAUCAUUGAAGAAGCUCCCACAUCAAUUGCUUCAAGUUCCACAUUCAGGAAAAUGGAAGAGGCAGCAGUGAAACUUGCUAAGAUGGUUGGCUAUGUAAGUGCUGGGACUGUAGAGUAUCUCUACAAUGCUGAUGAUGGGACGUUCUAUUUCCUUGAACUGAACCCUAGGUUACAAGUGGAACAUCCCUGUACAGAAAUGGUAGCUGAUGUGAAUCUUCCUGCUCUACAGUUACAGAUAGCGAUGGGUCUGCCGUUGUACUGUAUGAAGGAUAUACGCUGCCUGUAUUGUGAAUCUGCAGCAGGCAGUUCUAUGAUAGAUUUUGAGAAACCCAAGUUACCACCACAACCUAAAGGUCAUGUGAUAGCUGCAAGAAUAACCAGCGAAAACCCUGAUGAGGGAUUUAAACCAAGCUCAGGUACAGUGCAAGAGCUGAAUUUCCGCAGCAGUAAGAAUGUAUGGGGUUACUUCAGUGUUGCAGCGUCGGGAGGUCUGCAUGAGUUUGCUGACUCUCAGUUUGGUCAUUGCUUCUCCUGGGGUGAGGACAGGGAAGAUGCCAGAGAAAACAUGGUAAUUGCUUUGAAGGAGUUAUCUAUUCGGGGUGAUUUCCGUACCACAGUAGAGUACCUGACCAAACUGCUGGAAACAGAAGAGUUUCAGUCUAAUAAAAUCACUACAAGCUGGCUGGAUAAGCUGAUUGCGGAGAAGGUACAGGCGGAGAAACCAGACAUGAUGUUAGGCGUGAUCUGUGGAGCUCUACAUAUAGCUGAUCACAUGAUACAGUCAGGCUUCCAGGACUUUCAAACUUCACUCAAUAGAGGACAAAUUUUACCAGCCAAUUCUCUGAAGAACAUUGUGGAAGUAGAGUUCAUAUACGAAGGCUUCAAAUUCUCCUUGGAGGUUGUUAAAACUGGUGCUAUAAGGUAUUUCCUAUCUCUGAAUGAUUCCACGCUGGAGUUGGAAGCUCACAGACUUAGUGAUGGUGGACUGUUGCUGUCUAUAGAUGGAUCAAGUUACACUACGUACAUGAAGGAACAAGUUAGCAGCUACAGAAUUACCAUAGAUAACCAAACAUGUGUUCUACAGAAAGAAAAUGACCCCACCGUAUUAAGGUCACCGUCGGCUGGGAAGUUGAUCAAUUAUGUUGUAGAGGACGGAGGACAUGUGUUCAGUGGGGACGUGUAUGCUGAGAUUGAAGUGAUGAAAAUGGUUAUGGAGUUACGUGUUACUGAAAAUGGCUGUGUACAUUAUUUGAAGAGACCUGGUGCAGUUUUAGACUCUGGAACAAUUGUGGCAAACCUGGUCCUGGAUGAUCCCACAAGGGUUGUACAGGCCAAACCGUGUACAGAUAAACUUCCGAGCUCUGAAAAUCCUCCAACACAUGGUAUGAAGCUCCACCAGAUAUAUAAGAGGAACAUGGAGGAGCUGGAGAACAUGCUGGCUGGUUACGUGUUACCGGAACCGUACUUUACAGAGAAACUGAAGGCUGUAGUGGAUAGUCUCAUCAAAUGUCUCAAAGAUCCUUCCCUUCCUCUGCUUGAACUACAGGAAAUGAUUGCAGUAACAUCUGGACGUAUUCCAUCAAGAGUUGAAAAAGCCAUAAGGAAGUUGCUGUCAUCUUAUGCCAGUAAUUUGACUUCAGUAUUAAGUCAGUUUCCAAGUCAACAGAUUGCCAAUGUAAUAGACGGGCAUGCAGCAACCCUCACAAGGCGAGCAGAGAGGGACGUGUUCUUCAUGAAUACUCAGGGAAUUGUUGAGCUUGUGCAGAGGUAUAGGAAUGGUGUACGAGGCCACAUGAAGUCUGUGAUACAAGAUUUACUGAGGCAGUAUCUCAAAGUGGAAAUACAGUUCCAACAUGGUCACUAUGAUAAAUGUAUAGCCCAGCUGAUAGAGAGAAACAAAGAUGAUAUAGGUGUUGUUACAGGCAAUAUAUUCUCUAGUCUCGCCGUCGCCAAGAAAAAUGCUCUCAUCAUUAUGCUUAUUGAACAAUUAUGUGGCAAGGAUAUGAACCUAACAGAUGACCUCACAUGUAUUCUUACCGAACUUACAAACUUAAAUCGUACUCUGAAUGCCAAAGUUGCCCUGAAAGGUCGCCAGGUGCUUAUUGCUGCUCACCAGCCACCAUAUGAAUUGAGACAUAACCAGAUGGAGAAUAUCUUCCUGUCUGCGGUCGACAUGUACGGUCAUGACUUCUGUCCAGAGAGUCUACAGAAACUGAUCAAUUCAGAGUCAGCUAUUUAUGAUGUCCUGCAGGAGUUCUUCUUUCACAAUAAUGCUUUAGUCAGAGUGGCAGCAUUGGAGGUAUAUAUCAGGAGAGCUUAUAUAGCUUAUGAAUUAAACUGUCUGGUACAUAGGCAGCUACAGGAGGGAAUGUGUGUGGUCGAGUUUAGAUUUGUACUUCCUAGAUCUCAUCCUAACAGAAUGAUGGUGACACGUUUUGAUUCACGAGUACACGGCAGUAUGGCGAGUAUAGACAGUUCGGGAAGUGGUGUGAGCGUAGAGAACUUUGAGGAUAACAACCACAUUGAUCAGCUUGAUGAGCAACCAGUCGCCUCAAGGAUGGGAGUCAUGGCAGCUUUCUCUUCAUUUGAUGAAUUUACAAAACAUUUUGAUGCUAUAAUGGACAUGUUUGUAAUGGAGGAGGAUCUCCCAGAUAGUCCACUAGACAUUGAGGAUGGCUUCGGGUUUGAACCAGGAAAAGAGGAUACCAUAUCUGUACAGAGUGUGACAGUGUCGGAUGCUGGAGGGGACAAUGAACCAAUACAUAUUAUAAACAUUGCCAUCCAGACCACUGUAUCUACCGAUGAUGAAACUUUGUCUAGUCAGUUUGCUGCUUUCUGUAAAGAAAAGAAUCAUACCAUGGCUGAAAGAGGAAUCCGGAGAAUUACAUUUGUUGUCCUACGAAAGAAAAUUUUGCCAAAAUACUUCACCUUCAGAGCCAAGUUCAAGUUUAACGAGGACAGAAUAUACCGUCACCUGGAACCAGGACUUGCCUUCCAGUUAGAGAUUAACCGGAUGAGGAACUUUGACUUAGAGACUAUACCAACUGCUAAUUAUAGAAUGCAUGUUUAUCUUGGAAAAGCAAAGCAAGUAGCUAAGGGCAAAGAGGCAUCGGACUACCGUCUGUUUGUAAGAUGUAUCAUUCGUCAUUCGGAUCUUAUAACGAAGGAAGCGUCCUUCGAAUAUCUGCAUAAUGAAGGGGAGAAAACUCUGCUUGAAGCUAUGGACUCACUGGAAGUUGCCUUCAGUCAUCCAAUAGCCUCAAAGACAGAUUGUAACCAUAUUUUCCUGAAUUUUGUACCAACACUGACACUGGCAGAACCUGGAAAGCUUGAAGAGACAGUUCACAACAUGGUAAUGAGAUAUGGCCUACGUCUGUUGAAACUGAGAGUUCUCGGUGCUGAACUCAAGUUCUCCAUCAGGGUUGGGGGUCAAAGUUUCCCUAUCCGUCUGUACCUGACCAAUGAGAGUGGCUACUACCUAAACAUAAACCUGUAUAGGGAGGUCACAGAUCCUAGGACUGGUCUGGUAAUGUUGCAAGCCUAUGGUUCCAAGAAGGGUCCUGCAGAUGGAUUACUGGUGUCGUCUGCUUACGUUACCAAGGAUCAUCUACAGUUGAAACGGUACCAGGCUCAGUCUAAUGGUACUACCUAUGUAUAUGACUUCCCAGAAAUGUUCAAGCAGGCUUUAAAGAAGUUAUGGAAAUCGCAUGUAGAUUUGUAUGAAUUAGGAGAGAACAUGAUACCAGAUGAUUGCAUCACAUACAGGGAAAUAGUGCUUGCAGUAGAUAAAGGUGGUAGAGAUGGACACAUACAUGAACAAAAUAGAUUACCUGGCGAAAAUGAGAUUGGAAUGGUAGCAUGGCACAUGACGAUAAGAACACCUGAAUUCCCGAGGGGACGUGACAUUAUAGUGAUUGCCAAUGACAUCACAUUUAGGAUUGGAUCAUUCGGCUUCCUUGAAGACUUGCUGUUCAAGAAAGUAUCAGAGCUGGCCAGAGCUAAAGGGCUACCUCGUGUGUACAUCUCGGCCAACAGUGGAGCUAGGAUAGGUCUGGCUGAAGAAAUUAAACACUUAUUCAGAGUGGCCUGGCAAGAUCCUAAAGAUCCAGAUAAGGGUUUCAAAUAUUUAUACCUGAGACCAGAUGAUUUUAAGAAAGUGUCAGCAUCAAAUUCUGUACGAGCCACAUUAAUAGAGGAUCAGGGAGAGUCUCGGUACAAGAUUACAGACAUUAUCGGCAAGGAAGAGGGGCUCGGUGUAGAAAAUCUGCGUGGGUCAGGCAUGAUUGCAGGCGAAUCUUCACAUGCUUACAAAGAUAUUGUGACCAUAAACUUGGUUACAUGCAGAGCUAUAGGUAUUGGAGCCUAUCUAGUGAGACUGGGUCAGAGAAUUAUUCAGGUGGAAAAUUCACAUAUCAUCCUCACAGGUGCUGGGGCUCUCAAUAAGGUGUUGGGACGUGAGGUAUACACCAGUAACAACCAGCUAGGAGGUAUUCAGAUCAUGCAUAAUAAUGGUGUGUCCCACUCUACAGUUCCUGAUGAUUUUGGUGGAGUCUGCAAAAUACUAGAGACCCUGUCAUAUGUUCCUGCUGUACGAGGUGGCCCCCUGCCAGUUUUAUCUGUCCAUGACCCAGUAGACAGAGAUAUAGACUUCGUACCUACCAAGGCACCAUAUGAUCCCCGCUGCAUGCUCGCAGGUCGACCACACCCUGAUAACAAGGGGGAGUGGCAGUCAGGUUUCUUUGAUAAGGAAUCCUUCAGUGAGAUUUUACAACCAUGGGCACAGACUGUUGUAGUUGGAAGGGCAAGACUUGGAGGUGUACCAGUGGGUGUAGUGUCAGUGGAGACAAGAACAGUAGAGUUAUCAAUACCAGCAGAUCCUGCUAACUUUGAUUCUGAAGCCAAGGUAAUACAACAAGCAGGGCAGGUAUGGUUUCCAGACUCCGCCUUCAAAACAGCUCAGGCUAUUAUGGACUUCAACAAAGAAGAGUUGCCACUUAUGAUAUUUGCCAACUGGAGAGGAUUCUCUGGAGGAAUGAAAGACAUGUAUGACCAGGUUUUGAAGUUUGGAGCAUACAUCGUAGAUGCCCUGUGUGAAUAUGAACAACCAGUCAUGAUCUAUAUCCCACCAUACGCAGAACUUAGGGGUGGAGCCUGGGUAGUUGUUGAUCCCACCAUCAAUCAAAGACACAUGGAAAUGUUUGCUGAUCAGCUUAGCAGGGGAGGUGUGUUAGAACCAGAGGGUACUGUCGAGAUUAAGUAUCGCAAGAGAGAUCUUCAGAAAACCAUGUGGAGAAUAGAUCAAAAAUGCCGUCAACUUGUGGAGAAGAUGGCUAACCCUCAAAACUCUGAAGAGGCAAAUAAGAAAUAUGCAGAGGAACUGAGAAAGCGUGAAGAUCUUUUGAUGCCAAUGUACCACCAGGUGGCAGUUCAUUUUGCUGAUCUCCAUGAUACUCCGGGUCGUAUGGAGGCUGUAGAAGUGAUCUCAGGUGUGCUAGAUUGGAAGAGAAGUAGAGAAUUUUUCUACUGGAGGAUAAGACGUCGAUUGUUAGAAGAAAACUUGAAGAAGAAAGUACGUCAGUUUACAGAGAAGAAAACGGAUGGACAGCUGGGCUCAAUGAUGAGUAGAUGGUUUGCUGAGGAGAAAGGAACUGUAAAUUCCUACCAAUGGGAGGAUGAUAAGGUUGUGGUAGAAUGGCUGUCAGAACAACUUGAUGAAACUAACAGUAAAAGUCUUAUCAGUGAAAAUGUACGGUGCUUAAAGAGAGAACAUGUUCUUAAUCAAGUUAGAGGAUUGAUAGAAAACAACCCUGAGGUUGCCAUGGAUUCCAUUGUUCAUAUCACCCAGCACAUGACCUCGGCCCAGAGGUCAGAGGUGUCCAGAAUUCUAGCAAGUAUGGAAACAUAGGUCACGUGACUGAUGAGACCACAUAUAUGAUUUAAAGUGUCAGUAGUAGUUCAAACAGUGCUGCAAUGUGCAAUACAUGCAUUUAAUGCUUAGAGGGAGAUAUUGAGAACAAAAGAACUACAUUGCUGUGGUUUUCAGGAACAGGGUAUGCAAUAUAUGCUUAACUUCCUGGUCUCUUAUGAAGUGCCAAUUAUUUAAUGUGCAUUUUUCACAUAACUGCUGACUUUGUAUAGUUACCAUGAUAUUAUGUGACAAAAGAUUAUCCAUUUGAACAAAAAUUCUGGUAUUAUAAUGUAUUUUGAAAGCAUCAUCUGUUGAUGCACUGUGACAUUUAAAUUUGUUCUAAACAUUGUGUCAAAACAAUCAGUUUUCUGGCAGAAGUGUUAUUCUUCCAUGAUACAUAAGUACUAGUACAUACUGGUACAUUAGUACUUACCUGGACAUUAAGAUAAACUAACAGAUAAUUGUAAUUGUAAAACUUUUUUUACCAAAGUCCAAAAAUGGUCAUAAUUAGGCAAUGUAAAAUAGUAUGGAAGACCUCUUAUCAACUGCAGUUCGAUUUUCUUCCUUAAUUAAAAACAAAAAAACAGGAACCAGUUUGCCAAAUUUAGCAGUGUACAAUCGGGGUAUAGGUAUAUACAAUCAAUUUGUUAUUAAUUCUCAGUGCUAUGAUUGUGUUCAGGAUAUACAUUGAAUCAUCAUUGAAACUUGAAAUGUGACAUCUGUGUGUUGUGUUGAUAAUACAUUGUGUUGUGAUUGAGUUUAGAAAUGAUGAACAGCACAACCAUGUUUUAAUAUAUUUAAACAUGAAAAAGAGGUUAUAUGUCGGCAGAAUAAUUUUAAGACAUUGACAUCAAUAUUGCUGUGUUUUUGUGAACGUGAAUGGGAAUUUUCAUUUUAGAAUAAUGGAUAAAUCAUUAACUGAUUUUAAUUAUUAACUUAACCAGAACCAAAUUUAUACUUUUAUUGUUUGUUUUUUUGCAAAGCAUGUAACAUGUAGGCAGCAAGAUUUAUAAAGGCAUAGCGUCAGUAUUUAUAUUCAGUCUACCGUCUGUAUAUUUAUAGAUGAUUCAGGGAUGUAAAUGUGUGUUGAAUGUUUCAUUUAGUUUAGAAUGAAUGUUGUUAAUGUAUUUCUUAAUGGGGAAGUUUGUUGUAACCUGGGCAUUGUAUUUUUUGUUGUAAAAGAUGUUCAUUUAUAACCAGCAUGCAUUUGUUAAUAAAUUCACCAAACUUCACUUUCUAGUGCAGUACAACAGUCAGUUAUAUGGAACAUUUUUUCAGUCUAUUCACUUUUGCCCAUUUGAAAAGUGAUGAUUAUUAGUGUUAAACUAUGUGAACUAAAUUAAUUUCUGUAUUGUAUAUAAAUUAUCCACAAUUGAAAUAUUAAAAUUAUGCUGAAUGAUUAAAUUUCAUAAGCAUAAAUUUUCUUUGUUUCGACUGAUUUGUGGGAGAAUAGUUUAUUGAAUUUGUUCAUUAAGAUUUAAUUUUGUUUGUUAAUGAAACCACGUACCCAAUUUUUGAAAAUAAGUCUCCUGUGAAUGAUAAUGAUUUUGCAUUCUAACAUGGCUCGAUUUGAUUUCCAGUUAAACAAAAAAGGAAAUCAAGCUCUGUAUAGUCCGUGAUAAACAACGGUUGACGCAUGGACUGGUAAGAGAACAUUAUGACGUCAAAUUGCCGCAUGAUGUCUGAUACAUUACUCCUUGGGCAAAUGAAGUCCAGCAUAAUAUUUAUUAAAAUAUGUCAUUGAGCAUGUCGGAAAGAAAACAAUCAAGGCCUUCUUGUGAUUUAUCAUCUAAUUUACCACGGCUCAUCGUUUGAUGCUUCAGUAUUUAACCACUCAGGCUAACGCCCUCGUGGAUCAGUUCCUACGCAUCUGAACUCUGAACCAUGGUAUGUUAGACGACAGACCAUUUUAAGGCCUUGAUUAUUUGUUAAAUAUACUGUGGAAUCAUUUUACUUCGUUGGCACAAAAUUUUGUUGUUCGGACCAAAAUAGCUAUACCGUUGGGAUAUCAAUUUGUAUAAUGGAUGGAAAUAUUACUUCUUCAGGAUUUCAUUCUGUUGAUUGACUCCACCACGAAAUCCAUCAUUUAGUCCCCCACAAGUAUUAAUAAUUUCGCGAUAUUUAUACAUUUUUUUCUGUAAUUGUUGGGAUCAAUUUUAUAGACUGUUUUCAUUCAUUAUAUGCUUGUUUAUUUAUUAUCAUUGUUAAUGAUUAAGUAUUCUAUGUUGAUGUAUAAAUUGCUCAAUUUUGUUUUUUAGUUAGUGGCUACAUGUAAGUGCUGUCUAUUUAGUUCUUAACCUUAACAAAUUUAGAUUGGUUUCUUGUUGAUGUUACAACCAAUUAAGAUAACUAGCAAAAUGUAACCCUCACUGAGAAUGUGAUAAAAUGUUUCUGGAAGGAAUGAACAGUGCUGAGUUUGUUGAAUUCUAAAGAAGUUUUCGUGAAUUCAUCUCUAUUAAAAUCAGCGUUGCCCCCCAUGUUACCGAAGUAGGCGGUACACAACACUUCUAAUCAGGAGGUCGUAGGUUUGAAUUUUGAGCAAGUCAUAUAUGCUUGAUGAUUGACUGAUGACAAUAUUCUUUAGCCAUCUGUCCACCAUCUUUGAUUCAUAUGUGGAAGUUGUACCUUACUUGUGGAGACCAGGGUAAUACUGAUAUGAUUAACUCUGAACGCCAUGUAGAAAUGCUGUGUAUAAAUGAAAUACAGUUGAAAAACUCUUGUUUAACAAAACCAAUACUGAAUCGGUGUAGUUUGUUAACUGGUCUAAAACUUUUAUAACAGUGAAAUUUAUUAGUCCCCUACUGGUUGAAAACCAGUUUCGGGGACUAUAGGAAUGCGCUUUUCCGUCAUUCCAUCCGUCUGUCCAAUUUCAUGUCCGGUCCAUAACUCUGUCAUCCAUGAAGGGAUUUUAAUAUUACUUGGCACAAAUGUUCCCCAUGAUGAGACAAUGUGUCGUGCGCAAAACCCGGACCCCUAUCUCAAAGGUCAAGGUCACAGUUGGAGGUCAAAGGUCAGCAGGGCUUUUUAUCCUGUCCGGUCCAUAACUCUCCCAUCCAUGAAGGGAUUUUAAUAUUAUUUGGCACAAAUGUACCUCAUAAUAAGACGAUGUGUCAUGCACAACUUUCAGACCCCUAGCUCAAAGGUCAAGGUCACACUUAGCAGUCAAAUGUUAACAUGGCAUUAACAGGGUCUGUUUCAUGUCCGGUCCAUAACUCUGUCAUUCAUUAAGGGAUUUUAAUAUCACUUGGCACAAAUGUUCCCCAUGAUAAGACGAUGUAUCAUGCUCAAAAGCUUGACCCCUGGCUCAAAGGUCAAGGUCACAAUUGGGGGUUAAAGGUCAACUGGGCUUUUUUCCUGUCCGGUCCCUAGGUCUAAGGUCAAGGUCAUACUUGGAGGCCAAAGGUUAAAUUUAAGAAUAACUUUGUCCGAAGCAGUUCUUCUUCAUGCUUGGAGGGAUUUUGCUGUAACUUGGCACAAAUGUUCACCACCAUGAGGCACCCUUGAUUUGAGAAUUACGUCCCUUUGUUUUUUCGGUAAAUAGAUUAUAACGUUACUUUUUUAUUACUGGCCCUAGGGAAAGAUCGAGACUACUUUUCUGUGGUACAACAUACAUGUUACAUCGAAUUUUUAGGUGUAUUUUGACUUAUUUCUACCUGGUAAAGAGUUUUGUUUGGACUUAUAAUAAAAAAAUUUUUUCAGGAUUAAUUUCCCUUUGUUUUUACUAUAAUACUAUAAAUAACUUGAAUGAUAACUUUUUUAUAAUUGGCCAAAAAAUCCAUGUGAAAACUAACUGUAGGUUUUUAUACAUGCAAAUUUUAAUCCAAGGUUUUGUUAUAACAUAUUGUAUAUAUAGUACAAUAUUGUUUAUACAUAAUUGACAGAUAUCAGUUCAUUAUGUUAUACUGCAGUAGAAAAAAUUAGGUGUCUACCAGUAGGGAACUUUGUAUUGCAUGGCAUACUUCAUUCACUUGUUUGUUUAGUUUCUUUGUUUUGUUUUUCAUUGUUUUAUUGAACACUAAUUACAUACAAAGAUACAUACAGUUUUCCCAGAUUGUAGUAAAAUUUCACCCACAAGAGCACCAAUGUUGAAAAUAUCUAUAUACUAGUAGGUUAUGUAUUAUUUCUCUUUGGAAUGUGAUAUUUUAUUGAUAUACUGUUGUUAUUCAUUUUAAGACUUAAGUAUAUAUUUGUCUAUCAUUUGUACUUCUACAUUUUUAAUAUAUUUUUGUAGAAUAGAAUAUGUGUCAGAUAAUUGUAUUAAGAAAUUUGUGCAAAAGCUAUUAAAAAUACAUACAUAAGUAAA